Molecule: messenger RNA, 1588 nt
Organism: Cylicocyclus nassatus
Lineage: Eukaryota; Metazoa; Nematoda; Chromadorea; Rhabditida; Strongylidae
Source: the annotation of a GenBank genome assembly
GUCAAUCCCGUUGAAUCAAAGGUACUCGGAUUUUUCUGUUUGUUAGACAAUUGUAAUGGGCGAUCCUGGCUCAUCCAUAGCUCAGUCACUGAACGGAACAUUGAAUGGAACGUUGACGAAUGCACCGAAAGAGAAAGCUGUAUAUCUGCUUCAUUCCAAUGUAAAAAUUUUUACAAAUGCAAUUGCUGCGCUGAGCAAGUUAGGCGAUGAGAUCUUUUUGCAAGCUCAGGAGCGUGGUCUUCGGCUGAAAGCUUUCAAUAAAAAUCGCUCAGCUUAUGGGGUUUUUCUGUUCAUGGAUGACUUCUUUACCGACUUCGAUACAAAGUUCGUCAAAGGUGGAGUUAGGGAUUGUCGAAUCUCAACAAAGACUGCCCUUACGAUAUUCAAAAGUGCCCACUUUAUUGAGAAGAAUUUGGUUUCCUGCACGCUUACUAUAGACUGUCUUGGACAAGGUCUCCACAUAGACUUCCAGCAUACUUAUGAUAUCUCCCGCUCCUUCGAGGUGAAUGUCAUGGAAAUCCAUAAACCAUUCACUUCGAAUAUCACGAGAGAAGACCUGUCAAAUUCGGUGACAGUAGGAGCUGCCGAAAUUACAUCCUUUCUCACUGAAAUGCAUUCUGGUAGGGAAGAGUUGAUUAUGCGCGCACUAGAGGACAAGUUUGUGUUCAAAAACUAUCUCCCAUGCGAAGACGAUACUAUUGAAGGAACUACAUGCAGAACAGAGAUUACCGUUGCGAAGUCAUGCUUCAAAAGUUUUUCGGUGCAAAAACCAUCUGAAAUUAGUUUCGGCAUGAAAGAAUUCAAGGCUAUUAUCACGUUUGCGCGGCAACAUUUCUGUGAUGUCAGUCUGUUUUUCGAUAAAGCUGGCAGUCCGCUUAUUGUUGGUGUGGAAAGCGAUGCUGGUUUCUCAGCCGAAUUCAUCAUAGCUACUUUGGAUGGAGAGGAUGAUGCAGAUGAGGAGGCAGCUCCAGCAACGACGCAAGAGCCUGUCGCCGGACCUUCGCAUGUUUCUCAGAGUGUUAGCUCGCAAAAGUCUCAAGAGUCAGUGCAAGGGUCACAAUCGAGAAGACGAAGGAUCAAGAAGCCUAGGCUAUCAAAUGAAGGGACUAGUUUUCAACCUACUCAACCUCGUCAAGAUCUAGAACCAAACGUUUCACGAGGAAAUAACGAAGAAGUACAAAGAAACUCAAGCGAAGAAUCUGCAGAGAUGCCGCCUACACAGCCUAGCCGAAAUCCGCUGGGGAACGAAUUGGCUACGGAAAGCGAUGAACAAAAUAUGGAUCGACUCUCACUAGACGAGGAUUUUAGUUCUAGCCCAGAGGCUAUGGGUGAUGUUAUGCCUAUAGAGGAAUUUGGACUGGAGCCAAGUCACCAUGAGGAAACAGAAACGAUGCAACAAGCGGAAAUAGCAGCUCCAGCGCCAAAGAUGAAUGUUGAGGUUGGUAUUGAUCUGUAUCUUGUGACAGGUGUCAAAUACUUGUUUGUGUACAUCGGCUAUGGAGAAGGGGUCAAAUAUUUGUCUUCCAUGCAGCGCGUACAUCAGAUGCAAAUGUUUGACUUAGAAGCGCGAUACGGAAACCCUGGAUAA